Molecule: messenger RNA, 1215 nt
Organism: Mya arenaria
Lineage: Eukaryota; Metazoa; Mollusca; Bivalvia; Myida; Myidae
Exons: 4
Coding region: 1-627 (208 amino acids)
Source: RefSeq, a predicted model, not a curated record
AUGAGUAUGAUUGGUUUUACAGGAAGCCUAGCGCCCGAUGAUGUUUGUGCCAAUGUGCAGAAAAUCGAAGAUGCUUUCAAGAGGUCAGACUGCGAGCCCAUCAAAUACAUCAGAACGAUUACAAACGACUCAUGCACAACUGUAAACGAGUUGCUGCAUUGCGUUGCUGAAUCCAUUUAUGGCUACAGAGAGCGAGAACAUAGAGAGGCUUGUGUUCUGCACAUGCGCACUGCCAUCCAGGACAGACACAUAGACUCGAUGUUUCCAGCAUGGCCAUUUAAGUGGAAAUUUUGUAGCAAGGUCUGGUGUGAAAUCGGUCACGAAUACACAAAAGAUCAAUUCAGAUGUAUUUUCUGGUGCCUUGGGGGUCCUGCAGCUGUAGGAUUUACAGGCGUUCUAGCUCUUAUAGCCCUUGUUACAUUUGGUCCGCCAGCUUUGGGUUUUGGAGCUGCGGGAAUAAUGGCCAAUUUCAAUGCCGCCCCCUUCAUGGGCUUGUUGGGAGGCAUCAUCGCCACCAUGCAGUCGGUUGCUGUCUUAGGAAUCGGCUACCAGGCAAUUUUGGCCACGUUGUUCUCAGCAGCUGCUAUCUCAAGAGCUGCGAUGGAUUGUAAUUGCUGCGAAAAGUAAUCAAUAAAUAUAAAGAACUAAGGCAUCGCCACUCUACAGUUUAUUGCAGUGUUAUAUAUAUAUUCUGCAGGAAUCGGGUACAAGGCAAUUUUGGGCACGUUUCUUUCAAAAGCUGCUAUCUCAAGAGCUGCGAUGGAGUGCAAUUGUUGCGAAAAGUAAUCAAUGAAUAUAAAGAACUCAUGCAGUAUACUGGCGUUACAUCUUUAGAAAAUAACUGUUAACUCAGAAAUACGGAUUUAAAUUAUUACAUGUAAAUUGGUUAUAAGUUUAUCAAUAAGUGAUCAACUCAAGAGCAAUCUUGAAAUAACUUACAGUUUCUUGUAGAAAGAAGAGGCUUUAAUAUGAUGCCAUAAAACUGCGAUAGGAUAACCUGUGAACUCCGCGAAAGGACGCGCACACCUUAUCACUCUGUUUGGAUAGCGACAUUUGAAACGGACACCAAUCGCUACUAUCAAGAUAACGAUGCCACCCACAGCAAAGUGCGAUACAAUUUAAAAAGACUCAAUCAGGAUUUGUGACUAGUAAAACUUCACGCUUAGCUAUUCCAAAUUUGAGUGUAAAAAUAAAGACAGUGCAUGAAACUCAACA